AUCAAUCCAUGUCCUCAUUUUCUAUUCUCUAUAUGUGUGCGCGCCCUUUCUAGCUUCCAUAUACACCACCACAUCGUCGGAAUCUGUAAAUUAUAUUUUCCGGCGACUUAUAUAGAUUCACCGGAUCUGACAUACUGAUAUUCCAAUUUCAAGCUCACUGGUCAACGGACUGGUUUUCAAAGUUUUUAUUGUUUUUGUGUGUGUAAACAUGUCCAGGGCGUCGUCGUAUUGGUGUUACAGAUGCACACGCAUCAUCAGAGUAGCGGUUGUGGUUGCAGACUCCGUUGUUUGUCCUUACUGCGAGGGAGAAUUCAUUGAAGCGGUGGAUUCUCACGCGCCUUCACCGCCGGAAUCGCGACGGCGUUUUCCUCAAGCCGCGAUGUACAUGCUUGGAAGUAAUGAUCGGUCAGAUCUGAGGUUCCGGCGUGAAGGCCGUCGAAACACUGGAGACAGGUCGCCGUUUAAUCCGGUUAUUGUUCUUCGUGGUGCCGAAGGAGGUGGGAUUGAGAAUUCAGAGAGUGGAGAUAGAGGUUUUGAGCUGUAUUAUGAUGAUGGAUCAGGUUCUGGUUUACAACCUUUGCCGCCGACGAUGUCGGAGUUUCUGAUGGGGUCAGGGUUUGACCGGUUGCUCGAUCAAUUAUCGCAGAUCGAGAUAAAUGGAUUAGGUAGGGCAGAACAUCCACCGGCGUCGAAAGCGGCUGUUGAAUCGAUGCCCACGAUUGAGAUCUCGGAUUCACAAGUUACAACCGAAUUGCACUGUGCUGUCUGCAAAGAAGCGUUCGUUCUCGGAGCUGAAGCUCGUGAGAUGCCAUGUACCCACAUCUACCAUUCCGAUUGCAUUCUCCCAUGGCUAAAUCUCCGAAACUCCUGUCCGGUUUGCCGCCACGAACUCCCAACAGAUUCAACAAAUUCACCCAAUCUAGAAGGCUCGGACCAAACCGAUGAAGAAUCAGCAACAGUUGGAUUAACGAUAUGGAGAUUACCUGGCGGUGGAUUCGCCGUUGGAAGGUUCUCCGGCGGUAGAAGAACCGGCGGUGGCGAGAGAGAUCUUCCAGUUGUCUACACGGAAAUGGACGGCGGGUUCAAUAACAGUUCAGGUACGCCGAGGAGGAUCAUGUGGGAAUCGAGAAGGAACAGGACUAGAGGAGAAGGUGGAUUCGGCAGAGUUUUUCGCAACAUUUUCUCUUUCUUCGGGAGAUCAAGACCCUCUUCAAAUUCAAAUGGUUCAUCCAUGAACAGAAGUCGGAGUUUAUCCAGUUCAGUUUUCGGUAGAAUGAGAAGUAGGCGAAAUAGAACUUGGAUUUUGGAUGAACAGAAUGGGUUGUCAAGAUGGUAGGACUCUAUACUCUAUACAAUUCAAGAACAUCUCUUCUCUCUCUCCCACCUAAUAUUUUCGAAGUCCUAAUUCGAGGUUCAGAGAUUGAAUUCAAACUCGAAAAGGGUCUUCUCUAGGUUCUGAUGCAAAUCUCAACUUUUGUAAAUAAAAUGUUUCCAAUUUUGUGCAAGUAAAGGUAGAAAAAGAAAAGCUGAAAACUGAAAACCCCUUUCAUUUGUUCUGGAUUUGAAUCAGCCAUUUUUAGCCAAAGAGAAAUGCUCUGGUUUUUUUAGUAUAAAAGCUAAAUUAAUGGCGAUUUGCUUGAGUUCUUUCAUCUGUAGAUUUCUGUAACCUUCUUUCUAUUCUGUGUCAGAACAUAAUCAUCUUAAUUUGUCUUCUCCUUC
Molecule: messenger RNA, 1719 nt
Organism: Lactuca sativa (garden lettuce)
Lineage: Eukaryota; Viridiplantae; Streptophyta; Magnoliopsida; Asterales; Asteraceae
Product: E3 ubiquitin-protein ligase RDUF2
Biological process (GO): protein ubiquitination
Cellular component (GO): cytoplasm
Molecular function (GO): ubiquitin protein ligase activity
Source: RefSeq, a predicted model, not a curated record